Messenger RNA from Knipowitschia caucasica, 687 nucleotides. The record is from the annotation of a GenBank genome assembly. Lineage: Eukaryota; Metazoa; Chordata; Actinopteri; Gobiiformes; Gobiidae.
AUGCCGGGCACGUCCUUGUCUGAAAAGGUUGUCUCCAGAAACGGAAAAUCAGGUAAAAAGUCAAGCAGCAUAAAAGAACAAGCCCCUGUAUAUGAGCCAAAUGUCCCAGAACCCACCUGCAGAGCGGAGCUUGUAAAGCACUGGAUACCGCUAACGUUUGAUGACAAAACAGCCAACAGAGUGCUGUGGAUCUCAGACGGUGGCUCUAAAGUCUGUCGAAGGACCCAAGAAAUCUGUCCCGUCCUGGAUCGACCUGAGAGAUACGAGUUCUCCCCACAGGUGCUGUGCAAAGAGGGGAUCUGGAACAUGAGGGCGUACUGGGAAGUAGAAUACUCCGGAUGGGUGUUCAUUGGGGUGACGUAUGAAGGAGCUCCGCGUAGAGCCGACUCUGAGCCGAGUGGCCUGGGAGAGAAUGAUGAGUCCUGGGGUCUGUGCUGGGCAGGCUCCUGUUACGAGGUCUGGGCUAAUGGUGUGAGCGAAGUGAUCAAGAAUGUUCCCAGUUGCCCUGUGAUCGGGGUGUAUGUGGACCAGCCUGCGGGGGUGAUCUGCUUUUAUAUGGUGAGUGGAGAAGGAGAGGACAAACAGGCCACGCUGCUGUACAGAUUCCAGACCCCCAUUGAGAAGAAGGUCCUCCCAGGCUUCUGGAUGGGGAUUCAGUCAGAGUGUAAACUUCUGAAAAACCUUUAA